Tarenaya hassleriana is the source of this 1078-nucleotide messenger RNA. RefSeq lists its product as uncharacterized. Lineage: Eukaryota; Viridiplantae; Streptophyta; Magnoliopsida; Brassicales; Cleomaceae. The record is from RefSeq and is a predicted model, not a curated record. The transcript is spliced from 7 exons. Bases 84 to 797 code for a protein of 237 amino acids.
AAUUUCAAGAUUCUGUUUUCGUUCAUCGUAAUUUGUAAGCUACAGGGAAACGAAGCAAGUCAGGAUCGGGAGAGGGUAAAAGAAUGGGAGACAAGGAUUCAGACCGUGACAAAGGUAAAGAAUGGCAGGCCCCGCCGGAUAAGACGGAUAUGAAGCUAUGGGGAAUACUCGCGUUCACUGUAAUCGGAGCUACGGCCACCACUUUCGCCGUUCAUCAGCUGCGAAGAACUUUUGAUUGGGUCUACACCCAGGUAACCUGGUCACAGUCAGCCCGGAAAGGAUCCAAAGGCGGUUCUUUCCGAACAACCUUCCACGAAGAAGCAUGGAGAAGGUACAACAAACGGAUGCAAGAGGAGUACGAGGAAGAGAUGGAGAGAGUGGAACGUAUCAGGCGAAUGCAAAGCGUUUUCAACAGGGAGAGGAAUAAAUUUAGGAGAGGAUAUGAAGGGUGGAGAGAAAACGAUCCGGGUGCAUACCAAUACCACCAGCAGUUCCAGCGAGAUGAUUGGUACUGGAAAACCGAGGCUUCGUACAGAAACCAAGGGACCAAUUUCAGGGAACCUCCAAGACAGAGCAGAGUCUAUCCAUUGUCACACCACUACUCAGUUCUCGGGCUCGACAGGUCGAGGGCAACUCCAUACACAGAGGCCGAGAUUAAGAAAGCGUUUAGGGCAAAGGCUUUGGAGUUCCACCCGGACCAAAACCAAGAUAACAAGGAUGCGGCGGAAGAGAAAUUCAAAGAGGUGUUGCUCUCCUAUGAGGCUAUAAAAAAUGAAAGGAAAGAUAUGAAGCUGUGAAAGCAAUGGUGAAGUCGGAGAGGUUAUGUAUUCCUCUUUGGUACCUUAUGGAAGAAAAACAAGAGAGCGUAUUCUUGGUGAUAGGCUUCAUUUGAGUUUCACACUGUGGUGUAAAAAAGAGGCCAUCUACAAAACUCUCUUAUUACAAAUAGGGUUUUUUUAUAUAUAUAUAUAUAUAUUAUUACAGGUUUUUUUUUUAAUUAUUCAACUUAUGUUGUAAAACUUUUUUGUAUUAUCUGCACCCGGCGAAUAACGGUAAGAAAAGGCUGGUUUUGUUAUUU